Brassicogethes aeneus is the source of this 974-nucleotide messenger RNA. The record is from the annotation of a GenBank genome assembly. Lineage: Eukaryota; Metazoa; Arthropoda; Insecta; Coleoptera; Nitidulidae.
AUGUACCCGGGGAAUGGCGCCAUCUGUUUUGGCGAGGUUGAACUAAAAAAAGCCAACCUUUCAAUUUGGUUUGGACGUGGCAGAUUCGUGGACGUGUUUUCACUUUUUGGUUACCUCAAUCUUGAAGACGCACGAUCAGUUAUAGUUGUGACAAGACUGAGUAAAAUAGUGAAUAGUUUAGCUUUAAACUUCGCCAGAAUGUUCAAAAAAUUCGCGAUUCUUCUGGCAAUCUUUGCUGUUGCCUUAUGUGAAACCGAAGAAGACACAGGCCCAAGGCUUUUGGUUUCCAAGCAAAUUCUCAACAGAUAUUUGGUAGAAAAUAAGGAUAUUGAAGUUAAGUACACUUUGUACAAUGUUGGAACUUCAGCAGCUGUUGAUGUCAACUUGGUCGAUAACGGUUUCCAUCCUGGUAAUUUCGAAGUUGUCGGGGGUCAUUUAACCUCAAAAUUCGACAGAAUUGCCCCGCAGUCCAACGUCACACAUGUUGUUGUCGUCAGGCCUUUGAGGUACGGCUACUUCAACUUCACCAGUGCUGAAGCCACUUACAAGUCUUCUGAUGAUGCUGCAGCCACUGUACAAUUGUCUUUGAGCAGUGAACCUGGUGAGGGUGGAAUCAUUGCUUUCCGUGACUACGACAAGAAAUUCUCUUCCCACUACUGGGACUGGUUGGCUUUUGCCUUGAUGACCUUCCCGUCUUUUGCCAUUCCUUUGGGGUUGUGGUAUGUCAGCAAGAGCAAGUACGAAAAAUUAGUUGCCAAACCAAAAAGCAAAUGAGUGUAAAUGGUUCAAAUUCCUUUUUUUUAAUUUAUUGUUUAAUUUAAUAUAGAGAUCAGUGCUGUACAUUUUUUUUUCUAUUAUCAGUUGUGAACAUCAUUGUAAAAACCAUCGCUUGGUUUGUCACUCAUUGUUAUAUUUUUGUCUUUUAUUAUGAUGUUAAAUGUUUUCUAUGAAAAAUAAACUACUUUUUUACUGAA